Molecule: messenger RNA, 1943 nt
Organism: Malus domestica (apple)
Lineage: Eukaryota; Viridiplantae; Streptophyta; Magnoliopsida; Rosales; Rosaceae
Product: putative nuclear RNA export factor SDE5
Source: RefSeq, a predicted model, not a curated record
GACUUGACCACUCAAUCUCAAUCACUCAGUGGGCCAAAAAAAUUCAGUGUCUUUGGGAGUUCCGCAACAACUUCCAUCGGAAGGAACGUGCUUUGGAAGGGAGAAAGCGAAAUCCAUUUUUGUGUUACGUGUUUCUGGGAAAAUGGAGGCCUCUGGUUCGAACGGCGCGUCGAGUCUCGCUGACGAUAUGGCGCUGAGGGGUUUGCUGGAGGUGUUUGGGGCUGCGUUUUCUCUCGAUCAAAUCACUUCUGCGUAUUGCAAGGCAGGGAAGAAUGCUGACGCCGCCGCCGAAGCCCUGGCUACCUCUGCACCCAAUGGCGGAGAAACUUCCGGAUUACCUGCCAAUAGUAUCUAUAAGAAGCCGCCUUAUCAAGAAAAUGGGAAUGGGAAUAGGAAUAGGAACGGGAAUGGGAAUCCCAGACCUUCAAAGCCGAAAUAUCGGCCGGUUUCGGUUGGUAGCGUUUCGAGCAUUAUUGGGAAGCAGUAUGUGAAGGAAACGGCGCCGGCGCCGGCAAAUGGGUCUAAUGAAGCAACCAAGCCCUUGAAGCUGGACUCCAGUGUGUUGCCAAUGUCGGAAAAUUGGGUCGAAAACGAUGAGUCGUGUUCCUCAAGGGAUGAACUGCUCCACCAGGGCAUGGAGGAUUUUCUGUUCAGUAUGCUUGGAGUUGGGUUCAAGCUAGAGAGGGAUCAGAUUCGGCAAGUUCUUGAUAGUUGCGGAUAUGAUAUGGAAAAGAGCAUGGAAAAACUGAUUAAUCUGCCAGCAUCAACUUCCGAGAAAAGGAACGAACUCAUCAGAAAAUCCAGUGAGAAGUCUGCAGAUUUGUCCCUGAAAUAUGAAGUAUCAUCCGACAGAAAAUCCAAAAACUCCACCGAAGGUAACAGAGAUAGGGCUUCAAAUACAAACGAAGCAGAAUCUACUGGACAGCAAAAGGAGAGAAAUGAUCUCGAGAAGGAUAUUCUGGCUUCUCUGUUUUGUGCUUCCGAGAGAGCCGAGGAGAGACUAGUGGAGAGACCAAGAAGAACAAUAAAGUCAGGGAGUGGAUAUGGAGCAUAUGGACAACUAGUUGCUGAACCUCCGGACGAUUUCAUUUCAGAGUACAAGUCGGCUGUUGUGUAUCAACAUCAUCAUGGCGAGGAAGAUGCAGAUGACGAAGAUAGCUACCAGGUUCUCCGUAGAUCUGUGAAGGAGUAUCGGAGUACGAUGAAGGACUAUUACCAGGCUGCUGUAGCCGCAUUUGCUAAGGAGGAUCAUGAUCGCGCUUACAAACUUCUAGAACAAGGACAUUUUUUCCUCAAAAAGGCGCGUGCAGCAGAGGAUGAGUCGAAUGAAGUGAUUCUUAAAACUAGAAAUGUUGAGACUCAAGGUGAAAUAGUGCUUGACUUGCAAGAACGCGGUGCCAAGGAGGCAAUACGUCUUUUGAAGUGUCAAAUUUCAUCAUUUUCUGGCAUCUCAUCAAUCAAGUACCUUAAGGUCAUAUGCGAUACAAAAGAGGAAGAUAUCUCAAAAGGAUCGCGAAGACGAUCAUUGGUUCUGAAGCUACUGGAGGAAGAAUCGAUUAAGUGGACCGAAGGAGAAAAUGCUGGAACAAUACUAGUCCAAUUAGCCAGUGUUAAUCGAAAGCAAUUAACAUUUCUCACAAAGAAAUGAAUUCAAGUGCUUUCUCGAAAUGGUGCUUAUGAGAUUGAGAUUUAGGGAUGAUCGACGACCAAAUCGUUGGAGGAGAAAGUAACGAAAUUUUGCGAAAUGUGAUUAAGAUUUUGAAAGGAGUUGGAACUGAUGAUGUAUACUUUCUUUUGAGUGGUGAAAAUCUCCCACUACCAAAGAAAAAAAGAAGAGGCAUUUGCUAUGUAUUGGCUUGGGACUAAACUUUAAUUUCAUCUUUUGUUUGAAAUCUUGGAUUGAAUGUUUCAGAUUUACUCACACGAGUAACGUUCUCUUGUUA